CAAAAGUUAAAGGAGGAGAAAGAGAAUAAAAGAGCCCAUCUAGAUGAAAGACAUCACUAUAUUUUACAGACUGUGGCUGACAGUCUGGCCCUGGAGAAAUCUGAGGUGGAAGAUUAUAUCUUGGAAGGCAAUCAGAUUGAGACAAUGGAUAAGUUUAUGGGUGAAAAUGGAAUGAAGAGAUUGAUGUUCUAUUACCAGGAACCGGAAGCAGAAAAAGAACAUGAUCAUGUAAGACUUGGUCCACCAACUACUAAAGUUGUCAAAUCUACCAAACCUAAAGUAUUUAUUGCUGAGGGUAGUGAUAUACCAUUACGUGGUAUUGGAUUAAUCUUUACAAAGUGUACUCAAACUGGUGUAGCUAUAACAGAUAUCAAUAUUACUAAGGAAGUUAAUUUUACCAGACUGGAUGCUAAUACUGAAGGUGCUAAUGGACGUGGAUUAUUGAAGGCAGUAGAAGAUAUAUUAUCUCGUAUUUUUAUACCAGCAUUAAAAAAAAUAGAUAAUGGUUGGGGACAACUCAAUGACAAGCGAGCAGGAAACCAAGUUCGAACUGAUUUCCUUAAUUCAUUAGAUUCCUUUGUUUCUGUUUUAGUUGGUGCUCAAGAAAGUCUACAACAGAAAGUAGAAUUAAAACCAUGCGAGGGCUAUGAUUUAAAUAAAAUACAUACACCCAAUGAUUAUAUGACUGUAGCCAACAGUACAGAAUCAUUAGAAAGUAUUGAAGCCUGUAUGAGAGUUUGGAUCAAACAAAUUGAGCAGGUGUUAGCUGAAAGUGAACAGAUGAGACGUGAAGCUGAUGAUAUUGGUCCACGAGCAGAACUGGAUCAUUGGAAGAAAAGGAUGUCCAAGUUUAAUUAUUUAGUUGAUCAAAUAAAAGGCCAUGAUGUCAAAGCUGUUCUAGGUGUUUUAAUGGCCGCUAAAUCUAAAAUGAUCAAGACUUGGCAAGAAUUGGAUAGAAGAAUAACUGAUACAGCUAAUGAAGCGAAAGAUAAUGUUAAGUUUUUAUAUACAUUGGAGAAAUUCUGUGAUCCCUUAUAUAACAGUGAUCCAGUUGGUAUGUUAGAUGGUAUACCAGGGUUAAUCAAUGCUAUUAGAAUGAUACAUAGUAUAUCACAAUAUUAUAAUACAUCAGAAAGAAUGACAUCACUAUUUGUCAAGAUUACCAACCAGAUGAUUACAGCCUGUAAAGCCUAUAUCACUAACGACCGAUCUGAAACCGUCUGGUCUCAACCUAUAGAUAUUGUUAAAAAGAAAUUAAACGACUGUAUUCGACUAAAUGCUGAAUAUCAAGAUUGUUUUCACAAGACAAAAGCUAAACUAGAAAAGAUGCCCAAUGAAAGACCUUUUGAUUUCUCCGAGAUGUAUAUAUUUGGGAAAUUUGACACAUUUACUCGCCGUUUGAAGAAGAUUAUUGAAAUGUUUGAUACAAUGGAAAUGUAUUCACAUCUGGCUGAAUCCAAAAUAGAAGAUAUGGAAACACAGGCCAGCAAGUUCAAUGUUAUUGUUACUGCUAUGAAGAAGAAGCCUUAUGAUUAUUUGGAUCAGAGAAAAAUGGAAUUUGACCAAGAUUUUGAAGAUUUUAAAAGACAAAUUCAGCAGCUACAUUCCAACAUACUACAGUUUAUGGAUAACAGAUUUGAAAAAAUAUCCAGUACUCAAAGAGCCUUAAUGUUACUACGUAAGUUUGAGAGACUUAAUCUGCCUAAUCUGGGAAUAUCAGACAAAUAUCAACGUAUCUUAAGUCAUUAUGGUAAAGAUAUAGAGAAUGUAUCCAGACUUUACCAGAAAAAUAAAACUGAUCCACCAGUAGCUAGAGAUUUACCACCUAUAGCAGGUAAAAUAGCCUGGGCUCGUCAAUUAUUCAGACGUAUACAAGAACCAAUGGAAGUAUUCCAGGAACACCCUCAAAUUCUACAGACCAAUGAAGCUAAAAAGAUAAUUAAGAAUUUUAAUAAAUUAGCUAAAGUUUUGUUAGAGUUUGAAGUUUUGUAUCAUAGAGGCUGGAUUAGACAGGUGGAAGCUAUAAAAUCUGGCCUCCAAGCUUCACUUCUGGUACAAGUUGUCCAUCCGGAGAGUACUAGUAAAGAACUGUUCCUGAACUUUGACCCUCAGAUUUUGUCAAUGAUAAGAGAAACAGAUUGUAUGGGUAGACUAGGACUAGAUAUACCUCCAAUGGCUAUAAAAAUGAGAGCCAAACAAGCUGAAUAUAAAGAUCAUUACAAUGCUUUACAGAUGAUGUUAGAUGAGAACCAACGAGUCAGAGCUAAAAUACCUGUUGCUUUUGAAUCAUUGAUGGGACAACAUUUAGCUCAUGUUGAUGAAGCUAUAGAGCCAGGUAUAACAACAUUAAACUGGAUGUCACUGGGUAUUGAUGAUUAUAUUAAAAAUGUCUAUGCUGCUCUAGCUGAUCUAGAACUACUGAUGGAUAGAGCUCAUGAUGUCACAGAAUUCCGUAUUGACGCUAUCUUGAAAGAAAUGGCUUCAACUAAACUGUGUGAACUUCCUGAAGAUGAACCAUGGACUGUAGAGAAAUUCUUAGAAAAUACCCAGAUGUUAUGUGCUAAAGGAGCUCAGAUUCUCCAAACUAAGAGUCAGACUGUAGAAGAGGCUGCUAAUGAAUUAAUUAAUAUGCUCGUUAAUUCUGAACCUGAGGCAGUAGAAGGUGAUGAGAGUGAAGAAGAAGAAGGUAGACAAUUUUUUCGGACGAAGCAAACAGGAGAAGAGACAGAGAGAAGUAAAUCAGCAGCAGGAAGUCGGCAAUCAGCUCGACCAUUAUCAUCUAAAGCUUUGAGUGUAGCCAAGAAGAAACGUGAAAUGAGAGAGAACCUGGAAGAAUCUGCCAUGGAAUUACUGAUACACUUCAAUAACAGAAAUCUUGAUGCUUUAUUACGUGCCACAAGAUAUACUCUGGAGUCUCUACGUAAACGUAUUACAUCCAGCUCUAUGGCUCACUACAUUGGAAUGGAUACCUCAUAUGGAGAUAGUAAAAAGGACAGCCGACCAUUCUUUAGAACCAGUGCUGUAUUAGCUAUACCUAAUAUAGUCAUGCAGCCAGCUUUAGAUGAAGUCCAACAAGCUUUGAAUAAAACAGUUCAAACCAUCAUCAGUGUCAGUAAGGGAGUCUCCCAAUGGAGCAAGGAAAGAAAAAGAAGAGCCAAGCCACAAUUGUUGGAUGCCUCAAUGUCUGGAGUAGGCGAAUACUCUUUUGAAAGAAGAGCUAGUGCUAUUAGUAUGAUGUCUGAGGGAUCUAAGAGGCUAGAAGGAGAAGCAACAGCUACAAGUCUAACCAUACAACAACAGAAUAAGAAUUAUUUUAAGAGUGUGUCUGAUAAUAAGGAGAUCGCUAAAUUAGCUUCUUUACUGUCAACAUCUAUCAACUCAACCAAGAAGGAAAUAACAACAGCUUUAGAGAAGUUUUCUCACUACCAUUCUAUCUGGGCUAAAGAUAGAGAUGAUGAAUUGGAAGAGUUUAUGAAAGAUGAUCCUAAAUUAUCAGAAUUUGAAGCUAAGAUACACCAUUAUAAUGAACUAGAGAAACAGAUCAUGAGUGAACCUGAAUAUUAUGAUGUUGGUGCCAUUGCUCUUUAUACAGAAAAGUUAAAACUAGGAUUAACAACAGAAACUAGAGCAUGGAGAUUACACUAUGGUAAAGCUUGUGAUAAUAAAUACCAGAAUGAAAUGGAAGAGAUAUUCAACUUUAUUGAAGAUAUGACCAAACGUCUAAAUAGACCUAUUAAAGAUUUAGAUGAUAUCAGAUUCUCUAUGCAAGCUCUGAAAGAAAUUCGUGAAAAUGAAAUAAGAAUUGAUAUGAGCCUUGCUCCGAUUGAAGAAUCCUAUGCAUUAAUGAAUAAACAUGAUUUACCAGUGGUUAAAGAAGAUGCUGAGAAAUGUGACACUAUGAGAUAUUCCUGGGAGAAACUGAAUGCCCAGGCUUCAACUGUACAAUCUCAUCUAUUAGAAAUACAACCUAAUUUCCGUGGUAACCUGAUAGAGAAUGUAAAAAUAUUUAUUGAAGAUUGUGAUAAUUUCUAUGAUGAUUAUGACAAGAAUGGACCAAUGGUGCCAGGCGUGGAACCAAGAGAAGCCUCAGAUAGAUUGAUAGUAUUUCAAAAUCAGUUUGAUACAUUAUAUCGUAAAUACCAGACAUAUACUGGGGGUGAAGAAUUAUUCGGUCUACCAGUUACUGAGUACCCUCAACUCCAUACUAUCAGAAAGGAGUUAAAUCUACUACAGAAAUUAUAUGGUUUAUAUAAUGAUGUUAUUGAUACAGUACAUGGUUAUUAUGAUAUUCUAUGGCAGGAAGUCAACAUUGAGAAGAUCACUCAAGAACUACAGGAUUUCCAAACCAGGUGCCGAAAACUACCAAAAGCUUUAAAAGACUGGCCAGCUUUUGAUGAUUUGAAAAAGACUAUUGAUGAUUUUAAUGAAAUGGUACCAUUGUUAGAAUUAAUGGCUAAUAAAGCCAUGAAGAAUCGGCAUUGGCAGAGAAUGUCAGACUUGACAUCUCAUGUAUUUGAUAUUGAAAGUGAAGCCUUUACCUUGAGGAAUAUAUUAGAGGCACCAUUGUUGAAAUAUAAGGAAGAGAUAGAGGAUAUCUGUAUCUCAGCUGUGAAAGAAAAAGAUAUUGAGGCCAAACUGAAACAAGUUAUUGCUGAUUGGAGCAGUAAGGAGUUUACGUUUGGAAGUUUUAAGACUCGUGGGGAACUACUAUUGAGAGGUGAUACUACAUCAGAAAUUGUUUCUAUCAUGGAAGAUUCGCUUAUGGUUCUUAGCUCAUUGCUGAGUAACAGAUAUAAUGCACCAUUUAAAAAGAAUAUACAACAGUGGGUACAGAAUUUAACUAAUUCAUCAGAAAUCAUUGAGAAUUGGAUGACUGUACAGAAUCUCUGGGUCUAUCUAGAAGCUGUAUUUGUAGGAGGUGAUAUUGCUAAACAACUGCCUAAGGAAGCUAAAAGAUUCAGUAAUAUAGAUAAAUCUUGGGUUAAAAUAAUGACUAAAGCUCAUGAAACACCACAAGUUGUACAGUGUUGUGUUGGAGAUGAAACAUUGAUGCAACUACUACCACAUUUAUUAGAACAGUUAGAACUCUGUCAAAAAUCACUCACUGGAUAUUUGGAGAAGAAGAGACUUUCCUUCCCCAGAUUUUUCUUUGUGUCUGAUCCAGCUCUGUUAGAGAUAUUAGGACAAGCUAGUGAUCCUCAUACCAUCCAGGCUCAUCUACUCAGUAUAUUUGAUAAUACCAAACGUGUUAAAUUUCAUGAUAAAUUUGUUGAUAAUAUCUUAUCUAUUAUAUCAUCUGAAGAAGAAGUUAUCGAGCUAGAGAAGCAUGUCAAGGCAGAAGGCAAUGUGGAAGUAUGGUUGAUGUCAUUAUUACAAAUGUCUCAGAAAUCAGUACAUGGUGUCAUCAGAACAGCUGCUAUGGCUAUACAAGAUUCAAGCUUUAAUUUAUUAGAGUUUCUUAACAUGUUCCCAGCACAGAUUGGUCUGUUAGGAAUACAGAUGAUAUGGACAAGAGAUUCUACAGAAGCUUUAACUAAUGUUAAAUAUGAUAAAAAGAUCAUGGCUCAAACCAACCAGGCUUUCUUAGAUCUGCUCAAUAAAUUAAUAGCACAGACAACACAAGAACUAAGCAAACGUGACAGAACUAAAUUUGAAACGUUGAUUACUAUACAUGUACAUCAAAGAGAUAUUUUUGAUGAAUUGUGUAGAAGAAAUAUCAAGUCACCCAUGGAUUUUGAAUGGUUGAAACAGUCCCGAUUUUAUUUUAUAGAAGACCAAGAUAAAUGUCUUAUAUCUAUCACAGAUGUUGAUUUUAUCUAUCAAAAUGAAUUUCUGGGCUGUACUGAACGUUUGGUUAUCACACCUCUAACAGAUAGAUGUUAUAUUACUCUAGCUCAGGCUUUGGGUAUGUCUAUGGGAGGUGCUCCUGCUGGUCCAGCUGGUACUGGUAAAACAGAAACAGUUAAAGAUAUGGGCAGAUGUCUAGGAAAAUAUGUAGUGGUAUUUAAUUGUUCAGAUCAGAUGGAUUUCAGAGGAUUGGGUCGUAUCUUCAAAGGACUGGCCCAGUCAGGAUCAUGGGGAUGUUUUGAUGAAUUUAAUCGUAUUGAUUUGCCAGUAUUAUCUGUAGCUGCCCAACAGAUUGCUAUUGUACUCAGCUCUAAGAAAGAGAGAAAGAAGAAUUUUAUAUUUACUGAUGGUGAUAAUGUAGAAAUGAAUCCUGAAUUUGGUAUUUUCUUAACUAUGAACCCUGGUUAUGCUGGUCGUCAAGAGUUACCAGAGAAUUUAAAGAUUAAUUUCCGUACGGUUGCUAUGAUGGUACCAGAUAGACAGAUUAUUAUACGUGUCAAGUUAGCUGCCUGUGGUUUUAUUGAUAAUAUUGUAUUAGCUAGAAAAUUCUAUACUCUAUAUAAACUUUGUGAAGAACAACUCACCAAACAGGUCCAUUAUGAUUUUGGAUUGAGAAAUAUUCUGUCAGUAUUGAGAACAUUAGGAGCCAACAAACGUCUGAAUCCAACUGAUACAGAACAAACCAUUGUCAUGAGAGUUUUACGUGAUAUGAAUUUAUCUAAACUAGUUGAUCAAGAUGAACCAUUGUUCUUAUCAUUGAUCAAUGAUUUAUUCCCUGGUAUAACACUAGAUAAAGCAGGAUAUCCUGAACUAGAGAAAGCAAUAGCUGAUAAUGUAGCAGACGCCAAGUUGAUCAAUCAUCCUGCCUGGUCACUAAAACUGGUUCAGUUGUUUGAGACCCAGCGUGUACGUCAUGGAAUGAUGGCGCUAGGUCCUAGUGGAGCCGGUAAAACAUGCUGUAUACAUAUGUUAAUGAAAGCUAUGUCUGAUAUUGGGGAACCACAUAAAGAAUGGCGUAUGAAUCCUAAAGCUAUCACAGCACCUCAGAUGUUUGGUCGACUAGAUGUUGCUACCAAUGAUUGGACUGAUGGUAUUUUCUCUACUCUAUGGAGGAGAACUACAAGAGUCAAGAAAGGAGAACAUAUUUGGCUGGUAUUAGAUGGACCAGUAGAUGCUAUCUGGAUUGAGAAUUUAAACUCUGUAUUAGAUGAUAAUAAAACAUUAACUUUAGCUAAUGGUGAUCGUAUACCUAUGGCACCAAACUGUAAAAUUAUAUUUGAACCUCAUAAUAUUGAUAAUGCCUCGCCUGCCACUGUCUCUAGAAAUGGUAUGGUUUAUAUGAGUAGUUCUGGUUUACAUUGGGAACCCAUUUUGAAGGGAUGGUUACUAUCUAGACCAUCAUUUGAAACUAAUAUUAUACUAGAACUAUUUCAAACCUCAUUCCCAGCUAUUUUACGUUAUGCUGUACAGAAUCUGGUAUUUAAAAUGGAUGUUCUAGAAGCCUUUAUUAUAGCACAGGCAACUAAGUUGAUGUCUGGUUUAAUACCAGUUAAAGAUGAAAAAGAAGGUCAUUAUAGUCAAGAACAUUAUGAAAGACUCUAUAUAUUUACUGUCAUGUGGAGUGUUGGAGCUUUCCUAGAGUUAGAUGAUCGAGCUAAAUUAGAGGAGUUCAUCAGGAAGAAUGAAGAUUUUAAAUUAGAUUUACCAGAUAUACCAAGCGGUUCUGAUGCCACCAUCUUUGAUUACUGUGUUGAUGCUGAUGGUAACUGGAUUCACUGGAACCAAAAAGUAAAAGACUAUACUUACCCAUCUGAUUAUACACCAGAAUACUGUAAUAUAUUGGUACCUAAUGUAGAUAAUGUCCGUACAGAGUUUCUGAUACAUACUAUCUGUAAACAAGAGAAAGCAGUACUAUUAAUUGGUGAACAGGGUACCGCUAAAACUGUUAUGAUUACUAACUAUAUGAAUCAGUACAAUCCAGAAGAACAUCUUGCUCAAUCUGUUAACUUCUCUUCUGCUACAACACCAUUGUUGUUCCAGAGAACUAUAGAAAGUUAUGUAGACAAGAGAGUAGGUACAACCUAUGGUCCACCAGCAGGAAAGAAAAUGACUGUAUUUAUUGAUGAUAUUAAUAUGCCAGUUAUUAAUGAAUGGGGAGACCAGAUAGCUAAUGAAAUAGUAAGACAACUGAUGGAAACUCAUGGAUUUUAUAACCUAGAGAAACCUGGAGAUAUUAUUAACCUAGUUGAUAUGCAGUUCUGUGCUGCUAUGAUUCAACCUGGAGGAGGUAGAAAUGAUAUACCACAAAGACUGAAACGUCAGUUUGCCAUCUUCAACUGUACACUACCCUCCAAUUCCUCCAUUGAUAAAAUCUUCUCAGUUAUUGGUUGUGGUCAUUUCUGUGCUGAACGAGGAUUUACUGAAAAUGUGAGAAAUUUGGUCAAACAACUGGUUCCUGUAACUAGAAGACUAUGGCAACUCACAAAGAUUAAAAUGUUACCAACACCAGCUAAAUUUCACUAUAUAUUCAAUCUGCGUGAUUUAUCUAGAAUCUGGCAGGGGAUGUUGAAUACGGAAUCCUCUGUUAUAACCUCACCUGAAUUAUUAAUGGGAUUGUGGAAACACGAAUGUUGUCGUGUUAUAGCUGACAGGUUUGUGAACCCAGAAGACACAGCCUGGAUUGACAAGACGUUGAAACGUAUUGUUGCAGAAGAUUUAGGAGAAGAUCAUUUAGAUCUGGUCAACCCAACGUUGUAUUUCUCAGAUUUCCUGAGAGAUGCUCCAGAAGCUACUGGUGAUGAACCAGAUGAUGCAGAUUUUGAUAUGCCCAAAGUAUAUGAACCAAUUGAGUCUUUGGAUCAGUUAAAAGAAAGAUUAAGUAUGUUUCUACAACAGUAUAAUGACAGUAUACGUGGAGCUGGUAUGGAUCUAGUAUUCUUUAACGAUGCUAUGAUACAUUUAUUGAAAGUAUCAAGAAUUAUAAGAACACCAAGAGGUCAUGCUUUAUUAGUUGGUGUUGGUGGUUCUGGUAAACAAUCUCUAACUAGACUGGCAUCAUUUAUAGCUGGUUAUAAAACAUUCCAGAUUACAUUAACCAGAUCCUACAAUGUAUCUAACCUACUAGAAGAUCUAAAAUACCUGUACAGAACGGCUGGACAACAGGGAAAGGGAAUCACCUUUAUAUUUACUGAUCAAGAAAUAAAAGAUGAAGGUUUCCUGGAAUAUCUGAACAAUAUGUUGUCAUCUGGUGUGGUUGCUAAUUUAUUUGCCCGUGAUGAAAUGGAUGAGAUUUUGGGUGAAUUAGUACCAAUAAUGAAGAAAGAGUUUCCACGACGACCACCAUCCAAUGAAAAUCUUUAUGAAUACUAUUUAUCAAGAGUGAGAAAUAAUCUACAUAUCUCACUGUGUUUCUCUCCUGUUGGUGAGAAAUUCCGUCAAAGAGCCUUGAAGUUUCCAGGAUUAAUUUCUGGAUGUACUAUGGAUUGGUUCCAGAGAUGGCCCAAAGAUGCUUUGAUUGCUGUAGCUCACCAUUUCCUGUCAGAAUUUGAGAUUGUAUGUAGUGAAGAAGUAAAACUACAAAUUAUACAUUCUAUGGGUACAAUACAUGAUGGUGUUGCUGAAAAUUGUACUGAUUAUUUCCAAAGGUACCGUCGCUCCACUCAUGUCACACCCAAAUCAUACUUAUCAUUUAUCAAUGGUUAUAAAACUAUUUAUGCCAAUAAGAAAAUGGAGAUUGGUGAAUUAGCUGAAAGAAUGAAUACAGGUUUGUCCAAGUUGAUAGAAGCAUCUGAAGCAGUAGCAGAGUUGAAGGUGGAGUUAGCUGAAAAAGAAAAAGAACUAGCUAUAGCAUCAGAGAAAGCUGAGAAAGUCUUAAAAGAAGUAACAGUUAAAGCACAAGCUGCUGAGAAAGUUAAAAACCAGGUGCAGAAAGUAAAAGAUAAAGCUCAGGCUAUUGUAGAUAUGAUUGAUAGAGAUAAGGAAGUAGCAGAACGUAAAUUAGAAGCUGCUCGACCUGCUCUAGAAGAAGCUGAAGCUGCCUUAAAUACCAUUAAACCAGCUGAUAUUGCUACUGUGAGAAAACUGGGUCGACCACCACAUCUUAUUAUGAGAAUCAUGGAUUGUGUAUUGUUAUUGUUCCAAAAUAAAGUUUUACCAGUAACUGUGGAUGCAGAUAAACCAGAAUAUAUCAAACCAUCUUGGGGAGAAUCUUUGAAGUUGAUGGCUGGCACCAACUUCCUACAAGCUUUAGUUACCUUUCCUAAAGACUCUAUUAAUGAUGAAACAGUAGAGUUUUUAGCACCAUAUUUUGACUCUGAAGAUUACACCUUGGAAACAGCUAAACGUGUUUGUGGUAAUGUGGCUGGAUUAGCUGCUUGGACAAAAGCUAUGUCCUACUUUUUUGAAAUUAACAAAGAAGUAUUACCACUGAAGGCUAACUUGAUUGUACAGCAAUCUAAAUUAAACUCAGCUAUGGCUGAUUUAAAUGCUGCACAAGAAACAUUAGAUGCUAAAGAGAAAGAAUUAGCUGUGGUCAGAGCUGAAUAUGAAAAGGCUAUGUCUGAAAAACAGGCAUUAGUUGAAGAUGCUGAAACUUGUCGACGAAAGAUGAAUGCUGCUUCUGCUUUGAUUGAUGGUUUAGCAGGAGAGAAAGAAAGAUGGACUGAACAAAGUCGAGAAUUUAAAGCACAGAUUGGAAGAUUGGUAGGAGAUGUACUGAUAUGUACAGCUUUCUUAUCUUAUUCUGGACCAUUCAACCAAGAUUUCCGUAUUCUACUCAAUAAAAACUGGAUGAAAGAAUUAAAGACCAGAAAAAUACCAUACAGUGCUAAUCUUAAUGUGACUACAAUGUUAACAGAUCCAACUACAAUUGGAGAAUGGAAUUUACAAGGUUUACCAAGUGAUGAGUUAUCUAUACAGAAUGGUAUAAUUGUAACUAAGGCUGCACGAUAUCCAUUACUCAUUGAUCCUCAAGGACAGGGAAAAUCUUGGAUUAAAAACAGAGAGGGCAAGAAUGAAAUGCAGAUCACAUCAUUAAACCAUAAAUAUUUCCGUCAACAUCUAGAAGAUUCCAUGUCAUUAGGGCGACCUCUGGUGAUAGAAGAUGUUGGUGAAGAGCUAGAUCCUGCUUUAGAUAAUGUAUUAGAGAAAAACUUUAUUAAAGUUGGAUCAACAUUGAAAGUGAAAGUAGGAGAUAAAGAAUGUGAUAUUAUGAAAGGAUUCACUCUCUAUAUAACAACUAAACUACCUAAUCCAUCUUAUACACCUGAAAUAUCAGCUGGUACCUCCAUUAUUGAUUUUACUGUUACUAUGAAAGGAUUGGAAGAUCAGUUACUAGGUCGAGUCAUCCUCACAGAAAAAGCUGAGUUAGAAAGUGAAAGAGUAAAUCUAAUGGAAGAAGUUACCUCUAAUAAAAGAAAGAUGAAAGAAUUAGAAGAUAAUUUACUCUUCAGAUUAACAUCAACUCAGGGCUCUCUAGUUGAUGAUGAAGAUUUAAUCAAUGUAUUAAAUAUAACUAAAGUUACAGCAGACGACGUCAGUCAGAAAUUAAAGAAUGCAGCAGAAACAGAGAUUAAAAUUAACACAGCUCGUGAAGAGUUCCGACCUGUAGCUACACGAGGCAGUAUUCUCUAUUUCUUAAUAACAGAAAUGAGUUUAGUUAAUGUUAUGUAUCAAACCUCACUACGACAAUUCCUUGGUUUAUUUGAUAGAUCAUUAGCAAGAUCGAUCAAGUCACCAAUUACGCAGAAACGUAUAUUGAAUAUUAUUGAGUUUAUGACCUAUGAAGUAUAUAGAUAUGCUGUCCGUGGUUUAUAUGAGAAAGAUAAACUGACCUUCACCUUGCUAUUGGCCUUGAAGAUUGACCUUCAAGCAGGAAAAAUUAAACACGAAGAAUUUAUGACUCUGAUUAAAGGUGGUGCAUCAUUAGAUUUGAAUGUUGUCACACCCAAACCACAUAAAUGGAUUGUUGAUUUAACAUGGUUGAAUCUGGUAGAGCUGAGUAAUCUACAUCAAUUCUCUGGUAUCUUGGAUCAGGUAUCAAGAAAUGAGAAGUUAUGGAAACAAUGGUUUGAUAAAGACUCUCCAGAAGAAGAAAUAAUACCAGAUGGUUAUAAUAAUUCACUGGAUGUAUUUAGACGUCUGCUAUUAGUACGAUCAUGGUGUCCAGAUAGAACACUACCACAAGCUAAGAAGUACAUUGCUGAUACUCUAGGUGAUAAAUAUGCAGAGGGUGUUAUUUUGGACACGGAGAAAAUGUGGCAAGAAAGUGAUAAUCGUAACCCAUUGGUUUGUUUAUUGUCCAUGGGAUCAGAUCCUACUACCAGUAUUGAAGCUCUUGCCAAGAAACACAGGAUCGAAUGUAAGGCCAUCUCCAUGGGUCAAGGUCAAGAAGUACAUGCCAGACGUCUGACAUCUUUUGGAGUUCAAAAUGGUGGCUGGUUGUUGCUACAAAAUUGUCAUCUGAGUUUAGAUUUUGUAGUAGAAGUAAUGGAUACUAUCAUUGAAACUGAAUCUAUACAUGAUGAAUUUAGAUUGUGGGUUACAACAGAAGAACAUCUUAAAUUCCCUAUCAGUUUCCUACAGAUGGCCAUUAAAUUCACUAAUGAACCACCCCAAGGUAUAAAGGCUGGAUUAAAAAGAACCUAUACUAAUAUCACCCAAGAUUUCCUGGAUAUAUCCAACAUGCCACAAUGGAAACCCAUGUUAUAUGCUGUAGGAUUUCUCCAUACAAUUGUACAAGAAAGAAGAAAGUUUGGACCUCUAGGAUGGAAUAUACCCUAUGAAUUUAAUACUGCUGAUUAUAAUGCUAGUGUACAAUUUGUACAGAACCAUCUGGAUGAUAUGGAUAUUAAACGAGGUGUAACAUGGACCUGUGUACGAUACAUGUUGGGUGAAAUUCAAUAUGGAGGCCGAGUUACAGAUGAUUUUGAUAAGCGUCUGCUCAAUACAUUCUGUACUGAAUGGUUUGAUGAAAAGAUGUUUAACAGUAACUUUAGUUUCAGUAAAGGUUACGUCAUACCAAAAUGUCAGAAAAUUGCUGAAUAUCAUGAAUUUAUCAAUGAUUUACCAAACAAUGACUCACCAGAAGUUUUUGGAUUGCAUGGUAAUGCUGAUAUUACAUAUCAAAGUAAUACAGCUAAAACCAGUUUAGACACCAUUUUAAGUAUUCAACCUAAAGAUAGUAGUAGUGGUGGAGGAGAAACCAGAGAAAGUAUUGUAUCAAGAUUAGCAGACGACAUGUUAGAUAAACUACCACCAGAUUAUGUCCCUUUCGAGGUUUCUAAUGCAUUAAAGAAGAUGGGAGAAUAUCAACCCAUCAAUAUCUUCUUACGACAAGAAAUUGACAGAAUGCAAAGAGUUAUUAGCUUAGUACGCACAACGUUACAAGAUCUAAAACUGGCCAUUGAGGGAACAAUCAUCAUGAGUGAAAAUCUGAGAGAUGCCUUGGAUUCCAUGUAUGAUGCCAGAAUACCUAAAUCAUGGAGUAAAGUUUCCUGGGAUUCCAGUACUCUAGGUUUCUGGUUCACUGAAUUAAUUGAUAGAAAUCAACAGUUCCAUACAUGGUGUUUUGAUGGCCGACCUCUAUCCUUCUGGAUGACAGGAUUCUUUAAUCCACAAGGUUUCUUAACAGCCAUGAGACAGGAGGUGACAAGAGCUCAUAAAGGUUGGGCUUUAGACAGUGUUAUACUGAGUAAUGACGUCACUAAAUACCAGAAUAAAGAAGAUAUACCAGCACCACCAACAGAAGGAGUCUAUGUUUAUGGUCUGUUCCUCGAAGGAGCUGGUUGGGACAAGAGAAAUAAUAAAUUAUGUGAACCACGACCAAAACAACUGUUUGAUAACAUGCCUAUUAUUCACAUAACUGCUGUUAACAGUACAGGCGGUCCAACCUAUGACGUCAGAACAAUGUACGUCUGCCCAAUUUACAAGAAGCCCAGAAGAACUGACUUGACCUAUAUUGCUGAUGUUACUUUAAAAUGUGCCCAAAGUCAGAGUCAGUCUCCAGCUCACUGGAUAAUGAGAGGAGUAGCAUUACUCUGUGAUAUCAAAUAGAUUAUUUAUAUAGUAACUUUUUAUACAAUAUCAACUAGUAGUUUAUCUAUUUAUAUACCUUGUUAUUUAUUCAUUUACUAGUAAUUUUUCUCUUACAUUGUGAUAAUUUUUAAAUGUUUAUUUUCAACCAAGUAUUCCGUCCAAAGAUAUAUAUUUUGCAUUAUUUUCUGUCAGAUUUUGCUGUUAUUUGCGACUUUUUGACAAAUAUGUCUAGAUGACCAAAACAAGUGUUUAUGUGUAUGUUUUCCCGUCUUAAGAAAUGUGGUAGUCAAUGAAAAUUUAAUCCUCUACCACAGAAUUCCAUUAAUUGUUGAAAAAGUUUUAUUGACAAGGAGAUAAAUUAUGUAACUUUUUUCAUCCAAAGAUGUUUUUGUUUCAACCAAAGAAUUUUAAGUAUCUUCAGUAUCAGACCUAUUUAAACAAUAUUUUGUUGACUAUUUUGUCUGUCAAAUUAUCCCAUAUAUUUGUUGAUAUUCAUGUUGCCUUGUAUCUGUAUCUUAAUAUUUAUAAUUUUCACUCUCUUAGAUAUAAAAUCUUCAUCUCAACAUGUUUAUUUUAUAUCUCAAACUCACAAGAGUACUUUAUUUGAUCUGAUAAGGAAAUAAUUGUUUUGAUAUAUCAGUUGAUAAGAAAUUAGUGAUAUGAUAGCUCAUUUUGGUUGAAAGAUCAGUUGAUCAACAAUUUUGUAACUUAUUAGCAUAUCUACCAACUUGCAUGAUAACUCAAUUUCCAAUUUUAGUGAUAGCUCAGUUAAUUAGGUUUUUGUGAUUCGAUAGCUCAAUUUCAAAUUUUGGUGAUAGCUCAGUUAAUUAGCUUUUUGUGAUUCGAUAGCUCAAUUUCCAAUUUUGGUGAUAGCUCUGUUAAUUAGCUUUUUUUAUUCGAUAGCUCAAAUUACACUUUAUAUGAU
Molecule: messenger RNA, 14806 nt
Organism: Lottia gigantea (owl limpet)
Lineage: Eukaryota; Metazoa; Mollusca; Gastropoda; Lottiidae
Exons: 65
Coding region: 145-13899 (4584 amino acids)
Biological process (GO): microtubule-based movement
Cellular component (GO): dynein complex
Molecular function (GO): ATP binding; dynein light intermediate chain binding; dynein intermediate chain binding
Source: RefSeq, a predicted model, not a curated record